This is a messenger RNA of Vittaforma corneae ATCC 50505, 1125 nucleotides long. RefSeq lists its product as uncharacterized. Gene Ontology annotation, cellular component: site of double-strand break; nucleus; Smc5-Smc6 complex. The transcript has a single exon. The record is from RefSeq and is a predicted model, not a curated record. Gene Ontology annotation, molecular function: single-stranded DNA binding; damaged DNA binding; ATP hydrolysis activity. Gene Ontology annotation, biological process: double-strand break repair via homologous recombination. NCBI's taxonomy places the organism in Eukaryota, Fungi, Microsporidia, Nosematidae. Bases 1 to 1125 code for a protein of 374 amino acids.
AUGAAAUCCAUUACAAUCCAGUCAAUCGAAUUAGUGAAUUUUAUGUGCCAUGACAAUCUGAAAAUCGGCUUUGACAAGAUGAUUACAUGCAUUGGCGGAAGAAAUGGUAGCGGGAAAAGUGCAGUGAUGAUUGCUCUUGGAAUUUUGUUUGGCCAACGAGCACAGACCCUUGAAAGAGGAAGUAGUUAUGCUAAUCUUAUAAAAACAGGUGCAAACCAGGCUACAAUCAAGGUAGCUAUAAAUAACUAUUUGAGAUAUAAGCUAGAGAGGUAUGGAGACAAGAUAGUCAUAGAAAAGAAACUAAGAGCAAAAUAUACCAAAGUGUCAAUAUUUAAUUCAUAUGGAAAAGUUUUCAAUAUUGGAAAAAAUGAACUAGAAAACAUCAUUGAAAAGUAUGGAUUGAAAUUUGAUAAUCCCUUGAACUUUCUUACACAGGAGAAGAGCAAAAGGUUUCUAAAUGUAGCCCGACCUGAGGAUUUAUAUGAGUUUUAUUAUCUUGGGACUGAAUUUAAGAAUAUUGAAGAAGAGUUGCAGGAGAGUAUGAAUAUACUAGAGGAAAUGAAAAAGAAGGUAGAAGAGACAGCGGAGAAGCAAGAUAAUAUUGAAACAAAACUGCUGGUUCAAAAGAAAAAUCUUAGCUUUUUGGACUUUGAUUCAGAUGCAGCGCUUAGGCAGUUGGAAAUAGAAGAGAAGUGGUUAAAUGUUAAAGAUUUAAGAAGCAAGGUAGAGAAAUUAGACAAAACUAUUGAAGACAAUGAUAGACAGAUUCAUGAAAACGAAGAGGAAAGAAGAUUACUGUGUAGUAUCCUGCAGGAGGCUGUUCAAGAGGAAAGCAUCAAGGAGCUAGACGAAGAAUUGUCUAAGCUUAAAGUGCAGGCACAUGAUGUUUCGACAGAAUUGGCGGAAUAUGUCAUAGAAAGAGACAGAGCAGCCGAACACAUUGAAAAGAUACGAAAUAAAAGCAACAUCCGUGCACUUGAAAAAGAACUAUUGGAAUAUGAAAAAGAGCUAUUGGAAAAAAGAUCGCAGCUAUGCUCACUCGAAAAUGAAAGAGAGAAUGCGCUCAAGGCAUAUAAUGAUGAAAAGAAGAGGAAUGAAGAAAAUGAACAGCACAGCUUUAAUUAA